Alternaria burnsii is the source of this 399-nucleotide messenger RNA. RefSeq lists its product as uncharacterized. The record is from RefSeq and is a predicted model, not a curated record. Lineage: Eukaryota; Fungi; Ascomycota; Dothideomycetes; Pleosporales; Pleosporaceae. The coding region runs from base 1 to 399 and encodes 132 amino acids. The transcript has a single exon.
AUGACCACAGUACUUGUCAUCGGCGCCUCUGGCAAGGUAGGCUCUCAAGUUGUUAAGGAGCUCGAUGCAAAUCACGAAGGCAUCCACGUACGUUUAGCGACAAGCCGGGCCGAAACCGCUGAACAAUGGCGCCAACAAGGACGACAAGCCGUCAUCCUCAAUCUCGACAACCCAAACACCCUACAGUUCGCAUUGCAAGGUAUCGACAGGCUCUUUAUGGUUACUGGCUACACGGCAGACAUAUUGUACCAAAGCAAGAUGCUCAUCGACGCGGUCGCAGCCGCUGGUGUUGAGUUUGUGGUUCACCUUGGUGUCUAUAGUUCAGGCCGGGACCACAUUCCGCAUUUUAGCUGGCACGAUAUGGUCGAAACCUACAUUAAAGCUUCUGGAAUGGCUUAG